AAUGGUUUGUUUUUAUUUUUUAAUAUAGGGGUUGGAGACUCAAUGUUAAUGGGGUCAUUUAAUAUGUUAUUUUUAGCGCUUGAUAUUCAUCUUGAUAUCGGUUCGUACCUGAGAGUUUUUUGCAUUAUUUGCCCGCUUGAAAAAAUUAAAUUCCGUGUGAUGAUUAAUUAUUCCAAAUGUUUUUUCUUUCUUACAGAUUGUAAUUUCAUUUUUUUUAAAUAUUAUAUUUUAUUAUAUUUUAUUGACUUAAAAAUUAAAAUACAACCGAUUCGAUUCGAGCGAAUAAUCGAUAGAACUUUUUGGCGCCAUUAUCGUUGCUUGUCAGUAACGAGUUUGCAAAGCAGACGACAGCAGAACAAGAUGGAAAUGGAAUUUUUUGAAAACAGCUAGUUAACUAGUUUGCUAUUAAGAUUUAGGAGUAGAAAUUAGGAACUUAACAGCUGCCUACGACAAGAAUAAGAAUAACGUUCGACGCAUACACAUUUUAGCAAUUUCAAGGUUAAUAACAUGUAAUUUGUCACUUGUUAUAAGAAUUUUAGCGUUAGGUCACGUGCUCUACGACCACUUUAUCGUAAAAUUCACUGAACAUUCAAGAAAUUGUAAGUAACAAAAUAGUUGGAAUCAACAAACUGGUUAAAAUCUGAAGCACAGAUAUUUGCUGAUUGAAGUAGUUUGAAGUUAACCUUCUCAUCGGGUACCAGCAGUGCAAAACUGCCACAGCAGCAAGCUUGUGUCUUUAUCGGUCUUCUCAGCCAAGGACCAACAUUAGAAGACAGAUGAUCAACUGAGGACUUGCAUGUCCCAGCAGAAUCACCCAUAGUAAAAAUAAGCUCACGUUUUUGUUUUUUCUCAUAGCAAACACAUGCUACACUCGAUUUGAUUUCGAAUUCUUUUUCUGAUUUUUUCUAGGCGUUAAAAUAUCUCGUACGUGUUUAUUAUUAGAAAUAUGAGCCAAUGUAAAUAUCGUGUUCCUGACAAAGUCAAUCGACAGACGAGACAAAUAAACAAAUGCAGAUUUUAGCUAUGAAACGGGAGGGAUAUCAUUUAAGCUUGAACCGCUUAUUAUGAAAAAUAGCUAGGCUGCAGGCUGUAAUUCAAUUCCUACGCAUUUCUGAUAAGAAUUAGCUAUGACAGUUUUUUUGCUGGUGUCUGUAGCUGCGCGUGUAAUAAAAUCAGUUGCAUAUAAAAUGUACGCUACAGUUUGUCAUCGGUUGAAAAGUUGCAGUGCUUUCCUGGUGGCGUACUGACGUGUUGAAAUACCUCCUCCAGUAAAGUGUUGGAAGUGAUUAAUCAUGGGAUGGUAUUUUGAGAUUAUUUUAGGGAUCCUUGUGAUCAGCUGCACCAGUAAUGUAUGGGCGAAUUCGGAAUGCAACCCAGCGGAGUGCCGGCAUCUGCGGGAGCGCCUCGAAAAAUUAGAGACGGUCGUACGAGGAUUAAUUUCCAUCGUCGCAAAUAAGAAAACAGAAGAAGAAUUGACUGAAAUUCUGGCACUGUCUGCUUCGCUUGAUUCUUCCAAGAACUCGACUGUCCGAUCCGUUGAAGCUGAUCUGAAACAAAACCAAAAUGCAAUACUCUAUUUGAGGGGAGCAGUCAAAUGUUCUUUGGCCACCUUGUUGGACAUCAAUCAUGCAGAAAAUAAUUACAUAAAUCCUUCUGGGAAAAUUGAAGCUACGUUAGACGAGAACAACUCACUCCAAAUCGAGUGGACCCCACUUUCAGUUGAUUGUAUUAAAUUCAGUUCUGGAUUUUGGAUUCGGGUUUACGAUUCUAGCCCGAAGCAGCCGUCCACCGGUGAAAAUUACUUGGCCAUUCCCCAGAAAUGUUUGAAAAGAUUCAACGCCACAUUCUCCAUCGUCCUUUCCUCGUCUGCGUCGAAAUUCAGCGGGAAAACUUGCCAUUUCGAACUGAAAGAAGUUCUUGUUCAAUGUCACAUGUACACAAUCGAGGUUGUGCCAAAUUAUCAAUCGUUCAAAGGCAAACCAUUAUUUGCAGAAAUCGUUGUCCCACCUGCAAACGAUAACUCAACAAUAAGCAUGGAAUCGUUAUUAAGUUUUGAAGCAGAUUCCACUUCCUUGACUUUAAAAUGGAAGGACAAUUCUGAAUGUGCACCAGAACUGACUGCGCUUCAUCUAGAGAUAUUUCCAGAAGGCGAGGAGAGCGCUGAAAAUACCAGCGUGUUCCGUCAGAUCCGCAGUUUUUAUCACGGGGAGGCAGAGGAAACCAACAUAUUCUCACUGUUUUUUUCUAAGAUUGAUAUGUAUCCUCGUCGAUUUGUGCCGUUGGACCCAUGCCGAAGUUACCAAAUUCAAAUUACAUCUGAGUACUACGACACCUGGACAAAAGCACCAACUGUAUGGGAGAUUUUCACAGUGGACCGAGAAUUCACGCAAAUCAAUCCGGCUGUUGAAAAUAAUCAACAUGAUUGCCCAAGCGAUCAUUUUUACUGUGAUGACGAAUGCCAGCCAUCUCGUUGGAUUUGCGAUGGAAUCCAACAUUGCGAAUAUGUUGGAGAUGAUGAACUGUAUUGUAAUACGGAGUGUCGAAAUGGAUUCCGAUGUGGUCGACAGUGCAUCCCCUCUGCCUUAGUGUGCGACGGAGAGUACGAUUGCAUUGACCGUUCGGAUGAGAAUGACUCUUGCGAUUAUCGCAGUCAUCAGCAUGAGAGAUGUAGCCAAAUGACAACCUCUUCCGGGCAUUUAAAUUCGCAAAUGAUUAUGUGCCAUAGGGAUAAUGUCCAUCUCGUCUUCAAAAAAGUUGUAUCGAUAUCGGUGAAGAAAAACCACACAAUUUGGCUCAGUUUUAAAAGAUACGUUAAUCUUAGGAACCAGUCGUUAAAGAUUUAUGAUGGACCUUACUUGACGAGUCCUCUUCUUUUGUCUCAUAACGGAACUACGAAACCUCUGUCUAUGCGAUCAUCUUCCAACAAGUUGUACAUAGAGUUCACGGCUACGCAUUGCCAUAGAAACUUCAUGAUUGACAUAGAUUAUACAAGUAUGGACAUGAUGUCCAUGAAACUGGACCCGUUCGUUCCAGGAUGUGGAGGCUACGUCUAUGACAUAGGUGUCGUUUCAUCGCCAACUAGUCUUUCUGACAUCAACAACUUAACCGAAUGUAUCUGGUUUGUGGAAGCCGAUCAAAGCGAUAAAGGAAUCUUUUUGAAAAGAAAUCGCAGCACGAAUAUCACAACUAGUGAUGGACAAGAACAACUCAUCAUGACAGUAUACGACGGUUGGAACUCGACAGGGCAGGUGUUGUACGACGGAAAAGUUUCAUCUAGCCAUUCGACUAGUGAAAUCUUGUAUUCGAUUAGCCACAAAGUGAUGAUCAAAUUUACGCGGCCGACAUCAUACACUUCAGCGAAUACAGCCCACUGGGAUGUCGCCACCAUAUCAAUGGGCAAGGAGGAAGUUAUGGGGACAACUGGGAAAAUUGAAAGUCCAAACUAUCCAGCGGCUUAUCCAAAUUCGUACGAUUACCGCUGGAAUAUCAUCACUUCACCGGGAACAAAAAUUCAACUUCUAUUUGCCUUUUUUAAAACUCAAGAGAUGUUCGACUUUGUCCUGGUGUACGACGGGUCUACAGUGAAUUCACGGCUGCUUCUCGAGAAAUCCGGAUAUGAAUCGAUGCCUUUCACCAUCACCUCCUCGUCGAAUGAAUUACUCGUCAGAUUUACAUCGGACGAUGACGUCACAUUCCCAGGAUUUCUGGCGGUGCACUCAGCAGUUUAAAUAAUUUUAGUUUAUUCCGGGGGGAGUCAGUGGGGGAGGACUUAAUUUUAAUAGAAUCUUAAAAAAAAAAAACGGGAAAUUUGAAUCGUUUAGUAUUAAUUUUGAUGUCGGUUCAUUUUCGAGACGGUAGACUUUUUUUUUUUUUUGCCGAGGCCACUUGAAAAAUGAACUAUUCGAUUAAAUAUGGCAAUGAGUCUUUUCUUGUAAUAAAUAGAAAAAAAAAUCAAUUCGAUCGGGAAUGUAUAGUAUACAUUAUCUGUCUAGUAAAUUUGAUGAAAAACAAAGGCAAAACCGA
Daphnia pulicaria is the source of this 4023-nucleotide messenger RNA. RefSeq lists its product as uncharacterized. The record is from RefSeq and is a predicted model, not a curated record. Bases 1293 to 3728 code for a protein of 811 amino acids. Gene Ontology annotation, biological process: negative regulation of inflammatory response. Gene Ontology annotation, molecular function: protein binding. The transcript has 15 exons. NCBI's taxonomy places the organism in Eukaryota, Metazoa, Arthropoda, Branchiopoda, Diplostraca, Daphniidae.